Molecule: messenger RNA, 1854 nt
Organism: Penicilliopsis zonata CBS 506.65
Lineage: Eukaryota; Fungi; Ascomycota; Eurotiomycetes; Eurotiales; Aspergillaceae
Exons: 4
Coding region: 294-1772 (492 amino acids)
Cellular component (GO): HULC complex; nucleus
Molecular function (GO): ubiquitin protein ligase activity
Source: RefSeq, a predicted model, not a curated record
AUGACAGCUUGAGCUUACAACGUACCACAGAUCACCCUUCUUUUCGCAGCUCGCUACUUUUCGACGAUGUGGAGGAUUUUGAUAAACAUCUACAGUCAAGGACGGAGGGCAUCCGCGAGAUAGUGUCGCGCCUCUCGAAGAUAUCUUCGCAAAAUCCCCCCGAUAUCUCGGAUUUCCAAAGCCAGCUUGCGAAAAAGUUAGCAGAAGAGAAGGUCGCCAUCACGGAACUCGAAAGGACACUUUUUGAAAAACAACAAUUGGAAGAAAGCCUGGAAGCUGCCUCAUUACGGUAUAUGGUAGCAGAAAAGAAGCUUGAUCGAGCACGAAGUGUCACAGUCGCAAAACUGGAGAAGCAGUUUCUGAUGGGUGCGCAGCGCCCUGGAGGGGACAGUGCAACAACCAAUCGAGAAGAGAGCGUAUCUGUCAACGGGACCGCAACUCCUAGCGGAGAAAGAAAUGUCGAACUUGAGGAAGCGCACGGAAAACUGGCCACUAUAUCUGAAAAGCAGAAAGAGCAACUACAAAAGCUGGAGACAGAAAAUGCGUCCUUGCUAAGUCAAAUUACGGAAUUGAAUAUCAAGCAUUCGAGACUCACGGACGAAGAUUAUUCGCACACAGAUUUAUUCAAGCUGCUGAAGUCGCAAUAUGAAGAUGUCAAGCUUCAAUCGGAACGGACCGCAUAUCGGAACCAGAUCGACGCAGAGACCCAAGCUGCUCUCGCAGAGAAGGAGGCCCAGUUGAUGAGAGCGGAGACGGAUUUGGCUCGGAUAAGGAAUACCCGCGACGAACUACUUGCGGACCAGCAGAUGAGAAAAGCGGCUCAGGAGCAAGAAAAAACAUCGGCAGCCAAGGUCCAGGAGCUGGCAGACGCUCGUCAGGUACAGAUAGCCUCUUUAGAGUCGGAGGUUGAGCGGUUACGUAUCCAAGUGGACUCCCUGAAAGCGACACCCCAGGGACUUGAAGAUCUGUCUAUCGAGGAGUUACAGACGAAAUAUCACAAUUUGGAACGGCAGUACUCCAUGCUGAAUGAUGAAUUGGCGUCUAUGCAGACGGCGCUCAAAAAGUACUCAGCAUUAGCAUCUCAAAAAGUGGCUGAUUUCAGUGCUAUGGAAGAAAAGGUUGCUCGCUCGAUAGCCGAGAAAUCCAAAGCGGAUCAGAAGUACUUUGCGGCGAUGAAGGCCAAAGAGUCACGGGAGGCCGAGGUUCGAACUCUGCGGAUGCAGAAUUCAAAAGCUUCGGAUAUCGUCUCUCAAUUAAAGGAAUCGGAAUCGGCAACCCGUUCAUUAUUGGCAAUUAUGGAGAAACAAGCUACUGAAACCAAGGAAGCCAUGAAUACUCUAGCCGCCAAGAAUCAUUCCACACAGCAACAAUUAACAGAAAGCAAUAUCGCCAUAGACGGGCUGAAAGCUCAGGUUACUGAACUGAAGGCUCUCGCAGCGUCAAAAGAUUCGGCUCUUGCAAACAGCUCUGCAUCUUGUCGCCGAGCAGAGCUCGAUCUUGAAGGCUUGAAGGUGACACUCGCUGACACAAAGAAGAGCCUUGAUAACUGGAAGAACAAGAGUCUAGGGAACUCCUCAUCAGAGUAUGAGAUGCUGAGGACCCUUGCGAUAUGUACCGUCUGCCGCAGGAACUUCAAAAACACUGCGAUUAAGACAUGUGGCCAUGUUUUCUGCAAAGAGUGUGUGGAAGAACGUCUUACGUCUCGGUCACGGAAAUGCCCCAACUGCAACAAAUCCUUCGGAAAUAACGACCACAUGCAUAUUACUCUGUGAUUUUCUUUGAAGUCUCCAACCUUGGUCUAUUUUUUUCCCCGCAGGCCAUUUCGUUUCUUGUAUAACAUUUUUUUUUUCUAUU